Molecule: messenger RNA, 447 nt
Organism: Sphenostylis stenocarpa
Lineage: Eukaryota; Viridiplantae; Streptophyta; Magnoliopsida; Fabales; Fabaceae
Source: the annotation of a GenBank genome assembly
AUGGCAGACCAGAAGUGUCCACAUUCUAUGGCAGCUUAUAUAGUCUCUGAUUCCCAGCCACUGAGGAGGGCCAAGAGAGACAUACAGGGUUUAUACAAAUCAAAAACAACUUUGAUUAACAAAGAAAAUAUCAAAGAUUCCAAGCUUGUUUAUAGAAUACAUGGAAAAGAGUCGAUGGUGGUACUAGCUAGUGGAAUAUUUGAUGCCUCUUUCACCCAUUCUUUCAAGAGACACAUGCUUUGUGGAAGGACCAAGAGAAAAUGGGAAUUUUCUGCAUUGGAAAACUAUGGAAGCAAAGGAAGCCAGUUAAACAAAGCAACAAUAAUGUACGGAACCAAAAUGGGCAAGACAUAUUGUAGGGCAUAUACUUUGCAGCAUUUUCCAAGCCAGUACCCCACAAUGAAUUGUUCACUGAUUGGAGAAGGUGGCCUCUGUAUCAGUCAAUGA